Messenger RNA from Stylonychia lemnae, 1983 nucleotides. The record is from the annotation of a GenBank genome assembly. Lineage: Eukaryota; Ciliophora; Spirotrichea; Sporadotrichida; Oxytrichidae.
AUGAACAAAGAAAGACUUGAUAAAAUGAAAGAUGAGCUUCAACUAACUAUAGAUGACUUAGAUCUAAAAUUAAAUAGAGUAGUCAAUAAACAGGAAUAUGAUUAUCUUCAAGGUUAUUAACUCUUUGUUUAAAAAAAGACUAAUGAAUUACGAGCAAUUAUAGAUAAACUAAAUGAAAAGAAUUCUAAUACUUCAAUAAAAGAUGAAAGAAUAGUUGAGUUAGAAUUGAUAAUCAAUAAACUCAGGAAUGAGGCCUAAAGAUGUGAUGAAUAAAUGGGUGACAAAAUAGAGGAAAUGAAAACACUCAAGACUAAGGUUGAUCUUAUUUAAGAGGAUAGAAGAUUCUUAUAUGUAAGUGCAAGAGAUGAAAAGCAAAAGGGAAUGACAAUGCAAAAGAGACUAGAUCAGUUGGAAAAGGAUCUCUAAGAAACCUAAUAAAAAUUGGAGGAAUCUGAAAAGCAGUGCAAUGAAUUAAGAUUAAUGAAUUUGAGACAAGAAACCUAUGAAAAUGAAUAGCUGACUGGAGAUAUUACCAUGAGAAGAAAUAAAAGUUUGACAAUUGAUCGAUCACAAAAAAAUAUCUCGAUUGUGCAAGGUGGCAAUAACUAUUUUUGCCCAUUGACUUAGAACAAAAAAUUUGAGGAGUUUUUAAAAGAUCUAAAUGAUAUAAAAAUAGAUCAAGAUCGGGUUAAAUAGGAGAUCAUUAACUAUGUAAAAGUUAUUGAAUCAUUUUAUACUUAAAAACUGUAAAAUUUGAGGCAGAAAUUCGAUAAAAAAAUAAGAGCUAGCAAGAUUAGUUAAUCAAACAAGGUCUCUAUGCAUAUUGAAAGGAAUGAACUUGAGAAGAUAUUUUCAAAUUCAAUUGACGAGGUAAAGAAGUAAAUCUUGAAGCGAAAAGUUAAAAGUGAGACUAUCCUUAAUAAUAAAUCAAAACCAAUGAGUUUAGAUAAGACUUUGAAUGAUUCUGAGGAUGAGGAUGCUAAGAGAUUUGAGGAAGCUAUAACAAAGUUAUUAAGCUUUGCAAAAAAUAAGAUCAAAUAUGAGGACUUUACUUCUGUCGAUAAGAAAAAUUUAAUCACAUUAUUUGUAACAAACGAAAGAACUUUGCUUUAUGUGUAUAGAAGUUUGUUUCAACUUGAGGAAAAAAUAAAAUAAAAUCCUCUAAAUGAGAAAUAGAUUUAAGACUUGAAACUUUCACCUAGAAGUAAUGGAGAUGAAUAUAACAGUAAAAAUGGUGAUUACAAAUACUUUAUAACUGAAACAUAAAUAGAUGAGGAUAAAUAAUUAAAGAAAAUUCAAUAAGAGUACUCAUCUAUAAAUGAAGAUGAAUAAUACCUUCGUAGGAAUUUCAGAAGUUUGGACUAGUCAGUUGAGGUAGAAUAAAAUUAAACUAUCAGAGACUAGAGAGAAUCCUAACAGACAACUCUUUCAAAUAUUCAAGUUGGAGUACAUCUACCUAGAAUAAAUAUUAAGAAAGUGAAGGAUAGCAGUCAAAAUAAUCUAGAGGACUAUGUUACUAUUGCUCAAAGAUCCAAAUCUACUAUCAAAACAAAUCAUGAUUCUAAAUUAAAUGGGAUAAGUAGUCAUACCACAAUGAACCCUAGUUCAAGAAUACAACCUAAUUAUUCUAAUCUGGAAAAUACCUUGAAAUAUAAGAUUGGAUCAAUUCAGCAAUUAAGAAAUGACGGCAAAAAUAAUAAAUUGGAGUUAAGCAGAAAUUCAAUGAUGGAUAAAAACCUUACAAGCAGAAAGAAGUCCUCUAUGAUAAAAUAGUAGCUAUUCAAUCCUAACAAUAAUAUAAGUACUUAUGAUUCUGCAAAUCUAAGUCUGUUCAAUUUGAGUAAUAUUGAAGGAAGAAAUUCAAGCUAUAUGAUUGGAAAUAUGAGUAAUUUAAUUGAGGGUUUUGGGUCUAGAAAGAAAUAAAGUAAAUAAGCCAAGUAAGGAAACACCAAUAGGGCAAUGAAUCUUCAAAGCAUCUUAUGA